Messenger RNA from Colletes gigas, 2762 nucleotides. RefSeq names its product arginine kinase (gene Argk1). The coding region runs from base 139 to 1206 and encodes 355 amino acids. The transcript is spliced from 4 exons. The record is from RefSeq and is a predicted model, not a curated record. Gene Ontology annotation, molecular function: creatine kinase activity. NCBI's taxonomy places the organism in Eukaryota, Metazoa, Arthropoda, Insecta, Hymenoptera, Colletidae. Gene Ontology annotation, biological process: phosphocreatine biosynthetic process.
AGAGGAGAGGUUCUCGGCUGUCGCGAAGCGAGUUGAUUCCGCGCCACUUCGUUUCCGACUCGUGUCUACGUACGACGUGCCCGAGGACUAAUCCAGAACGCAUCCUUCUUUUGUCUGCUAAGCAAGAAAACUAGCAAUAUGGUUGACCAGGCUGUUCUGGACAAGCUUGAGGCUGGCUUCAGCAAAUUGGCCGCCUCCGACAGCAAGUCUCUGCUGAAGAAGUAUCUGACGAAGGAGGUCUUCGAUCAACUCAAGACGAAGAAGACUUCCUUUGGUUCCACUCUUCUCGACGUGAUCCAGUCUGGUGUUGAGAACCUGGACUCCGGCGUCGGUAUCUACGCCCCUGACGCUGAGUCUUACACAGUUUUCGCUGACCUCUUCGACCCCAUCAUCGAGGACUACCACAGUGGCUUCAAGAAGACCGACAAGCACCCACCGAAAGAUUUUGGCGACGUCGACACUCUUGGAAACCUCGACCCUGCUGCUGAAUUUGUGGUCUCCACUCGUGUGAGAUGCGGACGUUCCAUGGAAGGCUAUCCAUUCAACCCCUGCUUGACCGAGGCUCAGUACAAGGAGAUGGAAGACAAGGUAUCCGCCACUCUGUCUGGUCUGGAGGGCGAGCUGAAAGGGACCUUCUAUCCCUUGACCGGCAUGAGCAAAGAGGUCCAGCAGAAGCUGAUCGACGACCACUUCCUCUUCAAGGAGGGCGAUCGCUUCUUGCAGGCCGCCAACGCCUGCCGUUUCUGGCCCACUGGCCGUGGUAUUUUCCACAACGAUGACAAGACUUUCUUGGUAUGGUGCAACGAGGAGGAUCAUCUCCGUAUCAUCUCCAUGCAGAUGGGCGGUGAUCUUGGACAGGUGUACCGCCGUCUGGUGUCCGCCGUGAACGAGAUCGAGAAACGGGUUCCGUUCUCUCACAACGACCGUCUUGGUUUCCUGACGUUCUGCCCGACGAACCUGGGCACCACUGUGCGCGCCUCCGUGCACAUCAAGGUGCCGAAGCUGGCCGCGAACAGGGAAAAGCUCGAGGAGAUCGCGUCCAAGUUCAACCUCCAGGUGCGCGGUACUCGCGGCGAGCACACCGAGGCCGAGGGCGGCAUCUACGAUAUUUCCAACAAGCGACGUCUCGGUCUCACCGAGUACCAGGCUGUGAAGGAGAUGCACGACGGGAUCGCCGAGCUGAUCAAGAUCGAGAAGGAACUCUAAAGCGCGCCAGCAAUAACCGACACCACGACCAUCUCCCCCUUCCCAAUUCGCCCUUUAGACGUUCUUGACGCAUCGAGGACCCACUUCUUGGACAAACGAACCGGACGAAGAUCCUCCGGUUGUUCACGCUGAGCGAGAAAACGUCUCUCGAAAUAUUCUAAGAAUGCUCGAGAGUACCCACAGUCGUUAGAACGACAAUCGCGUUCGUUGACGUGAAAUUGUCAGAAAGAAUUGUGUUCUAAAUAAUAAAGGAGAAAGAAAACGAUAUCCGAAAGAGGGCAUUUUCGAUCCACGUGAAUCGCGUGGAGUUAAAAAGAAAGAGAUAGAGGAAACCACGUUGCCCAUAAGAUUUUAGACGCCAUGUUAUUCUCGUCCUCGAUGUGCUAAGACCUUGUGCAGCUACAAGCGGGUCCUUAGAGUUUGAAACAGACGAUGGGGGAGGCCCGUCCGCGUCGAGAAGGUUCGGGAAUCGAGUCGGAAGAUCAGAAGUAAGAUAUUUUGAGUUGCCAAAAGUAUGGAACUUGACAGCGGACGGUUGCUCCUCGCCCUCGUCUCUUGUAUCUUCGCCGAUCUUUUCCCCUUUACACGCGUUAUGAUUACUACUAUUAUUAUUAUUAUUAUUAUUAUCGUUAUUAUUAAUAUUAUUAUUAUUAUUGUCUCUUAUGUUGACUCAACAAGUUCCUUCCUAUUGAUCCGUAUGAUUAAAAUAAAAAAAAACACGCAAAGAGAAGAGAAAAAUGCGAAGUAGCUUUGUAUUACACACGGUAAUGCAACGCGUAUUAUAUAUGUUUAACAGUAUUUUGAUUUCGUUUCACCCUGUUUUUUUUCUAAGGACAUGUAAUCCAACAUGUAGAAAAUACACGCAGUAUUCUUUCAUUUCUCUAUUCUUAUCGUUUCUUCUUGCUCCCUUCAACUUUUUGUGCCGUUCGUGUUUAUUGGUCGUUUAGGUUUCUUGUCUGCACCCAACCCUCGACAUUGUGAUCGUCCUCGAAGAAAAAAAAAAAAAAAAAAAAAUGGAAACUAACGUUGUGUAAGGUUUGCGUUGGUCAAUGGUCGUUAGACUGCUUGACGCAUCGAUGAAGUUUUGGAUUUUUGUACUGUUUCACGGAAGUCGAGUCGGUCCUUUUUUUACCGGUUUGGAGCUUUCUGCUCUCGGGAGGACUCAUUGAAUAUUAACUAUAAAUGGCAGGGAAAAAUUUGUAUCAACGAAGAGAAGCGAUAGACGCUUCGUGAUUUGAAUUGCUCGACCUUUGAUCGCGCGAGUGAACGUCUGGGCUACCGCCGCUUUGAAACUUGUAAAACUUUGUAGAUUCUCGGUAAUAAUUUGACGAAAAUGUUUGGUUAAAGUCAUCUUGCGAAAAUGGAUCUUGCUCUGUUGCGAUAAGAAUUUUUCCCUUAUGGUGGGCGUCACGUAAAUUCAACAGCUGUGACACGAUAGACCUUUAACCUUUAACCUUGAAGUAUAAUUCAAAUAAUUGAAUCCGAUACACGAUACGUUGACGGAGACAUUCGCGAGUGUCCCGGUGUCCGAUGGUCGUUUUCUAGUUUGUACGAAA